Asparagus officinalis (garden asparagus) is the source of this 1811-nucleotide messenger RNA. RefSeq names its product pectinesterase-like. The transcript has 3 exons. The record is from RefSeq and is a predicted model, not a curated record. Gene Ontology annotation, biological process: cell wall modification. Gene Ontology annotation, molecular function: pectinesterase activity; pectinesterase inhibitor activity. Bases 39 to 1688 code for a protein of 549 amino acids. NCBI's taxonomy places the organism in Eukaryota, Viridiplantae, Streptophyta, Magnoliopsida, Asparagales, Asparagaceae.
AUAAUUAAGCUUCCACAACAUAGAACAACAAACCCCAAAUGCCUCUCCCCCGCCCUCUCUCUUUGACAAUGCAUCAAGAUCAAAGCAGAAGAAACCUCAUAACAUAUGCAACUGGCAUCUCUCUAGCUCUAAUACUCCUAACAACCACAAUGUCAUUCACAAGACCUCACCCGAAAAACCUAGCUCAACCUCAACUCCACCACUCCUCCCACACAUCCACCACCAUCUCCACCUGCCAAGCAACCCUCUACCCUUCCUUAUGCCAAUCCUCCCUCUCUUCUGCCUCCCAAAAAACUCUUAAAAAGCCAAAAGAAGCUUUCGCCCUCUCCGUCCGAUUCUCCAUGGACCAGGCCCGCUCCCUCCGCGACAAUGCUGCCGAUCUAACACGGUGCUCCGCCGUGGACGACUGCCUUGAGCUAAUAGACAUCACUCUCGAGCAGCUCACUGACGUCCUCAAUCAUGACAAAGCGUCGGACCCACACAGCGUUGACACGUGGCUCAGCGCCGCCAUGACGAACCAGGCAACGUGCAUGGACAGCCUCCAAGAAGGUGCGCGGUCGAAGGACCUGGACUGGAUGAGCUCGGACGUGCACAAAUUGAGUCAGUGCAUUAGUAACUCACUGGCGCUCCAUCAAACGGUUAAAAAGUUCGAGAAGCAUAAGAAGGUUUCGGGAGGCUCAAGAAUACCAGGGUGGAUGACGAUCCGCGACCGGAACCUUCUAGAAGCUUCAGCGGACCGCAUUAAUGCGGACGCGGUGGUGGCUAAGGACGGGAGCGGAGCGUACGGAGCGUACAGGAGUAUCGGUGAUGCGCUGAUGUCUGUGCCACGAGGAGGCGGUGGUGGCCGGACUGUAAUUUAUGUGAAGGCUGGGGUGUAUGAGGAGAAUGUGAAUAUAACGACCGAGCAGAAGAACGUUAUGUUGAUGGGCGAUGGAAAGGGUAAAACGGUCAUUGUGGGACGUAGGAGCGUGGCGGCUGGGUGGACCACUUACCGGUCUGCUACUGUCGCUGCAAUGGGGUCUGGGUUCAUCGCCAAGGGCCUAACAAUCAUCAACAACUCCGGCUCACAAGCGCAGCAGGCCGUAGCCCUCCGUGUUGGCGCCGAUCUAUCCGUAAUCUACCAAUGCUCCAUCGAAGGCUACCAAGACACGCUCUACGCCCAUUCCAACCGUCAAUUCUAUCGCGAUAACGACAUCUACGGUACGGUCGACUUCAUAUUCGGUAACGCAGCUGCGGUCCUACAGAAGUGCUUCAUCCACCCCAUGAAGCGCAGUGACGCCCAGCACAUCACAAUAACGGCCCAAGGCCGACGAGACCCACACCAAAACACUGGGCUAUCAUUCCACCAAUGUAGUAUAGUGGCCUCUUCUAACGUGUGCCGUGGGCAAACUUACCUUGGUAGGCCGUGGCAUAAAUACUCCAGGACUGUGUAUAUGGAGUCGUAUCUAGAUGCGUCGAUAAGCCCAGAGGGGUGGCUGCCAUGGGCUGGGAGUUUUGGGCUCUCCACCUUGUAUUACGGCGAGUAUGGGAAUAGAGGCGCAGGAUCAGAUAUAUCAGGCCGGGUCAAAUGGCCCGGGGUCCAUUCGUCGCUUAAUUAUUUGGAGGCGUCGAGUUUCACCGUCGGUCAGUUUAUCUCUGGUGAUGCAUGGCUACCGGGCACCGGUGUCCAGUAUGAUUCUGGGCUUUGAUAAUGAACACGCAAUUUGCUUUUGCAUUUUAAUAAGGUUCGUGUUAUUAUAUGGAUGCCGACUAUGUUUGUGCGUAUGUAUGGACCCAUGGGCUGUGACAUAUAUAAAAUUGUUUUAAUCCUU